Molecule: messenger RNA, 1545 nt
Organism: Euleptes europaea (tarantolino)
Lineage: Eukaryota; Metazoa; Chordata; Lepidosauria; Squamata; Sphaerodactylidae
Gene: AP5M1
Product: adaptor related protein complex 5 subunit mu 1
Exons: 8
Coding region: 1-1467 (488 amino acids)
Biological process (GO): endosomal transport
Cellular component (GO): AP-type membrane coat adaptor complex; late endosome; cytosol
Source: RefSeq, a predicted model, not a curated record
AUGGCCUUGAGAGGGCUUUGGCUCAUCAGCCAUGAAAAAGAUGCACAGGGAAAUGUGCUGUUUUCCAGGCGUUACCCCACAGUCGAAACGCGAGCGAAAUGUUUCAACGGGGCCAGCUACGUGGCCGUGCCAGAAGACUACCCUUUCCUGAAAGCGCUGCUCUUUGAGUUAAGGCUGACGGGUGAAGAGCACAGUUUCAUUGAGCGUCAAGAUGGCUGUGCCCGCAUCAACAAGACCUCCGUCUACGCUCUUCAGACCGAACGUGGUGACCUCUGGCCCAUUGUGGCCUUCCAAAAAAGUGGGUUGAUCUACGCUGCCGUCCCGCUGGUCGAGCAGUCUUUGAACCCGCGCCCGGCUCUCAUCAGCAUUGGUGGGAUUUCUCAGGCCUUUGCCCUCUUGUCGGGGAUGCUGGCCUUCAUGAACUCUAGCCAGAAGAACGAAGCUGAGAAGAAUGCCAAAGUCGGUCAGCUCCCAAGCUUGCUCAUGCACGCCUGUCCGCUGGGCACUCCGCUCGAGACGAACUUGAAUGGCUCGUUGUCAGAAAGCAGUCCCCUCGCUCCGAGCGCCCACCCUCUGAAACCGCCAGCCUGGAGAACCUGCACGUACAAGGGAAAGCCUCAAGUUAAUAUCUGUAUCGUUGAAAAAGUCAAGUCUGUGCAGUACAACAAAAGGGAGGUGGCAGACAUGUGGCAGGUUUACGGGGCUGUAAGUUGCAAGUGUGACAUAGAAGGUGCUGCUCCCAACGUGUCGGUCAGCUUGAACCUCCCUGCCAAUGGCUCUCCGCUCCAGGAUAUCUUGGUCCACCCUUGCGUUACUUCUCUUGACUCAGCCAUUCUCACAAGCAGUAGCGUCGACGCAAUGGACGACUCGGCUUUCAGCGGGCCUUACAAGUUCCCUUUAACACCGCCUCCGGACCAGUUCAGUCUCUGCUAUUAUACUUCCCAGGUGCCUGUUCCACCUAUUUUAGGGUUUUACCAGCUGAAGGAGGAAGAAUUGCAGUGGAAAUUAACUCUGCAGCUGAAGCUUCAUGAGAGCGUGAAGAACUCGUUUGAAUACUGCGAGGCCCGCAUUCCCUUUUUCAAUAGGGGCCCCAUUACUCACUUGGAGUACAGAAUCACCUACGGCCAACUGGAGGUGUCAAAGGAGAAAAGCUUGCUGGUUUGGGUCAUCGGGCAGAAGUUUCCCAAAUCCUUGGAAAUUUCCCUGACCGGAACUGUGGCUUUUGGUGCCACGAGUCAACAGCAAGCGACCGAUCCCAUGUGCACCGGAGGCACUGCCUACGUCAAACUUUAUUUCAGGAUCCUGGAUUUCACGCUGACCGGCUGCUACACAGACCAGCAUUCCAUUCAAGUCUUUGCUGCAGGCAAACCAAAGAUCAGUGCAGCCCGAGAAGUGCUUUCUUCUGAUUACUACAUCUGGAAUUCCAAAGCCCCAGCGCCUGUCGUGUAUAGAACUUUGCUGUUCUAAUUUUUUCCUUCAUUUUGUACCAGAAAAGAAAAACAAAUUUGCUGAAAUAUUUUAACCUGUGUUAUUUGUUAUUUAAGA